This is a messenger RNA of Cuculus canorus (common cuckoo), 2342 nucleotides long. RefSeq names its product protein phosphatase, Mg2+/Mn2+ dependent 1G (gene PPM1G). The coding region runs from base 118 to 1809 and encodes 563 amino acids. Gene Ontology annotation, cellular component: nucleoplasm. Gene Ontology annotation, biological process: protein dephosphorylation. NCBI's taxonomy places the organism in Eukaryota, Metazoa, Chordata, Aves, Cuculiformes, Cuculidae. Gene Ontology annotation, molecular function: protein serine/threonine phosphatase activity; cation binding. The record is from RefSeq and is a predicted model, not a curated record. The transcript has 10 exons.
CUAUGGUCUCCACUUCCGGCCGCGCGACUUCCGGGUGGGUGGUUCCGUCGUGCUAACCGCCUGGUGCCGCCCGCACCGGCUCCGCCGUUUGCCCCCCGCACCGGGGCUUGGGCCGCCAUGGGCGCCUACCUGUCCCAGCCCAACACGGUGAAGAGCUCCGGGGACGGCGCCGGGCUCGGGCCGCGCCCGCUGCACUUCGGCUUCAGCGCCAUGCAGGGCUGGCGCGUCUCCAUGGAGGAUGCCCACAACUGCAUUCCUGAGCUGGACAGCGAAACAGCCAUGUUCUCUGUCUACGAUGGACAUGGAGGAGAAGAAGUCGCCCUGUACUGUGCCAAGUACCUUCCUGAGAUCAUCAAAGACCAGAAGGCCUACAAGGAAGGCAAACUUCAAAAGGCCCUGGAAGACGCGUUCUUAGCCAUAGACGCCAAGCUCACCACUGAGGAGGUGAUCAAGGAGCUCUCCCAGAUGGCUGGGCGGCCUCAGGACGAUGAGGAUGAGAAGGAGAAGGUUGCUGAUGAAGAUGACGUGGACAAUGAGGAAGCUGCUCUGCUGCACGAAGAAGCCACAAUGACCAUCGAGGAGCUUCUCACGCGCUAUGGACAAAACUGCACCAAGAACCUCAAAACCAAGCCUGCGUCUCCAGCCGUGGAGAGCGCUGCGGAGGCGACAGGCAAGCAGCACGACGGGGAGUCAAACAUGAACGGAGAGGCUGCCCCCACGGAGCUUCCCGACCACAAGGAGAGGAAGAACGGGAAGCCAGAGGAAGAAAUCACGGGUAUUUCCUCCACCUCAGAAAAAGCCAGCGCUGGAGGCAACAGCCCUGCUCUGCAGAAGCCUGAACUGGGCAAAGGUGACGAGGCCGUCACCUCUUCUACCGGGGAGGCCGGGCCCUCCUGCUCCUCUGCGGGAAAGCCCCAGCGCACAGCCAAAUCCAAAUUUUUUGAGGACAGUGAGGAUGAGUCAGAUGAGGUUGAGGAAGAGGAGGAAGACAGUGAGGAAUGCAGUGAAGAUGAGGAUGGCUACAGCAGCGAAGAGGCAGAGAAUGAAGAUGAUGAGGAUGACACUGAAGAAGCAGAGGAGGAUGAGGAUGAAGAGGAGGAAAUGUUGUUACCAGGCAUGGAGGGGAAAGAGGAGCCCGGCUCCGACAGCGGGACAACGGCUGUUGUGGCGCUGAUCCGAGGCAAGCAGCUGAUCGUGGCAAAUGCUGGCGACUCCCGCUGCGUGGUGUCGGAAGGCGGCAAAGCUGUCGACAUGUCGUACGACCACAAACCGGAGGAUGAGGUGGAGCUGGCCAGGAUAAAGAACGCUGGUGGCAAGGUCACCAUGGACGGGAGAGUCAACGGCGGCCUCAAUCUCUCCAGGGCGAUUGGCGAUCACUUCUACAAGCGGAACAAGAACCUGCCUCCAGAGGAGCAGAUGAUCUCUGCCCUGCCCGACAUCAAGGUGCUGACGAUAAACGACGACCACGACUUCAUGGUCAUCGCGUGCGAUGGAAUCUGGAAUGUGAUGAGCAGCCAGGAAGUGGUAGAUUUCAUCCAGUCCAAGAUCACCCAAAAGGAUGAGAACGGAGUCCUGAGGCCGCUCUCCUCCAUUGUGGAAGAGCUGCUGGAUCAGUGCUUGGCUCCGGACACCUCAGGGGAUGGCACCGGCUGCGACAACAUGACCUGCAUCAUCAUCAGCUUCAAACCCCGUAACACACACCCGCCUCCCGAGAGCGGGAAGCGGAAACUGGAAGACACGGCAGCUCCAGCAGCACCAGCAGAAGAGAACGGUGAUGGCGACAACAACAAGAAGGCCAGGCUGGAAUAGCAGGCACCAUGCAGGGACUUGGCUGUGCGCUCACCAGACUCUCGUUUCUUAAACACGCGGAACUCAAGACUCCCAAGUCUUGUCCCUUUUUUUAGCCUUAGCAGAGGCCUUGUUUGUCCAUGUCCAGGGAAGGGGGGUGGGAGUGGGUCUGGAUAGCAAGGGAAUGUCGCACUCUUCAUCCGUAACCAUUCCAAAGCGGGAGCCGAGGGCAGAGCUGCCAGCAGGAGCGGCCGUGGCGCAGAACCCUCCGCGGUGGCAGCCUGUGAGCGCAGGAGGAGGAGGAGGAGUAAGGUCCCCCAUUGUCUCCAUGUGGUUGUUGCCAUUUCCGUGCCUGUGAAUUUCUGUUCAGAGGGGAAGAACUUUUUUCACUGUGGAGGUUUUUUUAAUCUGCACCCGGUUAUUUAAGGCCCUUUUCUGUUUUUAUUUGUGAAGCAGUCGGCUGUGGCGCUGCCGCCGUCGCGCCUUGUGCUGUCGUACACUUCCAAUCAAUACUUUUUUCAAACUAAAAGCCCAGAAAAUGAAGCUUUGUUCCU